Molecule: messenger RNA, 533 nt
Organism: Gavia stellata (red-throated loon)
Lineage: Eukaryota; Metazoa; Chordata; Aves; Gaviiformes; Gaviidae
Gene: LSM8
Product: LSM8 homolog, U6 small nuclear RNA associated
Exons: 4
Coding region: 86-376 (96 amino acids)
Biological process (GO): mRNA splicing, via spliceosome
Cellular component (GO): precatalytic spliceosome; U4/U6 x U5 tri-snRNP complex; U6 snRNP
Molecular function (GO): RNA binding
Source: RefSeq, a predicted model, not a curated record
UAUCGUCGGGUGUCUCGCCGCUGCCGCUGUCUCGCGGAAGGUGGUUAUCGGCGCCGGUGUGAGGCGAAGCGCGGGAGCCGUCACCAUGACCUCUGCCUUGGAGAAUUACAUCAACCGUACUGUUGCAGUAAUUACUUCUGAUGGAAGAAUGAUUGUGGGAACCCUCAAAGGUUUUGAUCAGACCAUUAACUUGAUUUUGGAUGAAAGCCAUGAACGAGUGUUCAGUUCCUCACAAGGAGUUGAGCAAGUAGUGCUGGGAUUAUACAUCGUAAGAGGUGAUAAUGUUGCUGUCAUUGGUGAAAUUGAUGAAGAGACAGAUUCAGCUCUUGACUUGGGAAAUAUUCGAGCAGAACCUUUAAACUCAGUUGUGCAUUGAAAAGAUGGAAAUGCACAGGGACUUUGUAAAUCUUUGGUUGUACAGACCUAUUUAACAACGUGGAAGAUUUUUACAAAUCGUGUUUAAUUUGUUUAGUCACCAGUUUUUAUUAUGAAUAUGUUGUAGUUUUGCAUGUAAAUUAAAGUUUCUAUGUUUU